AUACCGCAACGCAUCGGCUUCAGUGCCGGCCAAGGGUUCCAAUCGACGUUCCUUCCAGGUUACAGCGAUGCUCCUGGGCUUCGAUCUCAUCUCCUUCUCUCCCUCAGCGUGGUGUCUUGCUUCUACAUCUUCCCAUCAGCAAUCGCAGGAGAAGAAGGCAAUGACACAAACGAAUUCACCCAACUGAAAUUGAAAAAAAUCUCUUGUCGAUACCUUCCUUACCCUCGUAUCUGUAUCUUGCAAUUUCGCGGCAUGCUGGAGACUCGCGAAAUGCUACCGUUCGCUACGGACGAAAUGCACGUUGGCCCACUGUCAACACCACAUACACAACUUCCAGAAGCCACGCAUCCAGACUCGUCAGGUACCUUGCCAUUGCAACUACAACUGCGGCAGCCAAGCCACAGCGUGGACGGCAUAUUAAGAAGGGCGGAAACCUCAAGAUUGCGUCCGCGAAAGCCAUCCGGCCUCCCCUCCGGCCUCUGCAGAUGA
This is a messenger RNA of Colletotrichum lupini, 489 nucleotides long. RefSeq lists its product as uncharacterized. The transcript has a single exon. Lineage: Eukaryota; Fungi; Ascomycota; Sordariomycetes; Glomerellales; Glomerellaceae. The record is from RefSeq and is a predicted model, not a curated record. The annotation marks the transcript as partial.